This is a messenger RNA of Nipponia nippon (crested ibis), 510 nucleotides long. The record is from RefSeq and is a predicted model, not a curated record. NCBI's taxonomy places the organism in Eukaryota, Metazoa, Chordata, Aves, Pelecaniformes, Threskiornithidae.
AUGCAAUAUUCAGGUAUGGGCUGUUUCUGGGGAGCCGAGAGGAAGUUUUGGACACAGAAGGGAGUCUACUCCACUCAAGUGGGUUACGCAGGAGGCUAUACUCCAAAUCCUACCUACAAAGAGGUCUGUUCUGGUAAAACUGGCCACACAGAAGCUGUACGAGUAGUAUAUCAGCCAGAAAACAUCAGCUUUGAGAAACUGCUCAAGGUCUUCUGGGAGAAUCAUGACCCGACACAAGGAAUGCGACAAGGUAAUGACAUCGGCACACAGUAUCGUUCGGCCAUCUACACGUUUUCUCAGGAACAGAUGGAAGCUGCCUUGAGAUCUAAGGAAGAAUAUCAAAAGGUAUUGACAGAGGGUGGUUUUGGUCCCAUCACAACAGAAAUCCGCGAGGCUCCGGAAUUUUAUUACGCCGAAGAUUACCAUCAGCAGUACCUCAGUAAGAACCCCGGCGGAUACUGCGGCCUCGGAGGAACAGGGCUUUCCUGCCCUGUUGGAAUCAAGAAAUAG